GGUCGCCGGGUAGAGGGGAGUUGCGCGCGCAAGCGUGGCUCAAGUCCGCACAUUUUGCUUCACCUAUCUACCAACAAGCAGCAGAAAUCCGCCGCCAGUAUUGAUCGCGCGUCCGCCGCCCGAGGUGCUAUCAUGCGACAUACACAUCAUUUCCAUUCUCUGUAACUACAGAUGUACGCGUUAACAAACGAUUAAAAUUACAAUAAUUUACAAUGGACAGUUAAGUGCUUGGAAUACCUAGCCUGGUUUAGAGCAGUGGUGGAAUAGUGCGAGUAGGAUACAAAUCACAGCGACAUGUCUAAGAUCCCAAUCGACAAAAAUGGCCUCAUCAGAAAUAAAGAAACACGCGGGAUGUUCUACAGUACACCAAAUAGAAUGAACAAUGUGGGACUCUCUCCAGCAGAGAAUAAUCAACUAAAUACUAUUAAAAAACCGUUAUACUGCACAUCAUAUGCAUCUCUGAUACCCAAGAUGAAAGAGGACAUGGAUGAAGUCACCAAACAAAACCCUCGUAUAUUGGAUCUAAGGUUAAAGUUAAACGAAAUCUCAAAAAAACAGGAUCGAAGUGUUGAUAAAGAAACAAAAAGCUUGAUAAAUGGAAUUACACAGAGACUAGAAGAAAAGGAGCAAGAUGAAUCAGGACCAUAUAGCUUGAUUUUUGAGCUCCAAAAUAAUGCCUCAACAUCCCAGCAUGAGGACAAAGAUUGCAUAGAUGGAAACGUAUGGACUAAAUCAGACAACGAUGCUUUCAAUGGUAAAGAGACAAGUGCACAUUGUUAUGCAGAUUCCGAGUCGCUCAAAAAUAUUGUUGACAGAUUGCCUAAUGUUAUACGGAUUGAUGACAAGCCCAUGAAAGAAUUUGAGUAUUCUUGUGAAACUGAAUCAAAUUUACCAGUAAAAAAACCAUAUCAUACACAAUCACGAUCUGAGUUGUGUUUGAAUUUUAAGUCAUAUGCAAGUCCCCGACCUUUUGAUCCCAACGCUAGUCCCAAUGAAAACUCAAUUAGUAGAGCUAACGAAGAAAAUUCAUUGGAUGAUAGCCUAGGAAUCUUAACUCCAGACCAAAUGGACGAUAUAUGUUUUUUAGAAAAUGCCUUUUCUCCUACAGUAGAGGGACUCCCAAGUUUCUGUGAUAAGAAUGACUCUAAAGCAUCUCCUGAUACAGGAGAUACACCGUCUACUGAUAAAACUGAAAGCCAUUCAGCAGCUUCAACUAUUCAGAACGAUGGUUUUGAUAAUAAUGAGUGCAUGAAUUCUGGUUUUCCAGAAGAAGCUAUUAUACCGUCUGUGACUUUACAAAUGGAAGAUGAUGAAACUCAAAUUGUUUUUAUGAAGGCAUCGAUCCAAAAAUCAAUUCCUACAGUAGAUAAUAAUGAAGAUAUUACUGAUAAAAAUGCAAUAGAGCCUAUCAAAGAAGAGGUCUUGCCAUCUUUUAUGGAAGACGAUUUUAUGCCUUCUAUUCACAGUAGUAUUUUAGAACCAGCCAGUUCAAUUGCAGAAACAACAGUGAAUUUAGAUUUGCCUUUAGAUUGUAAAACGAAUGAUAUAAGAUUAUCUGUAUCUCCUCAAAGAAUAGAACAGACACCGUCACCAGAGGACCUACCUUUAGAUAGCUGUGACAUUCAGACUGAAGUAAGCACAUACUCCAAUUCUCAGUAUUCAGUUUCGAUACUCCAAGAUUCUCAAACAUUCUCCGACGUAAAAAAUGAUUUCCCUAAAUCUAUGGAAACGUCUAAAGUUUCUAAUAGUUUUAUAACCAGUAUUACGAGUAUUACAAGUCUUGAUGGAUAUCAAGGUGACGGGGAAAUGUCGCGGCCUGUUAGCCGCGGAGCCGACCAUUCUAUAGGGGCGCGUGAGGAAGUGGCUGAAAUGGAUUGGCAAAACGUUCCAGUUACUAGACGAGCUGACCCAAUGACAGACUCUGACUUUUUCACGGAAAGCGAUGCAGAUGGACUAGAUGACAACGUACAAAGAGGUGACAGGCGGGCUCAAGUGAUAGACGGUGCCCUGUAUGGUGGAAAGAAUGGUAAUGGAAACCCACCUUUAAUUGUAAAUAGAAGCGAAGACUCCUGCAUGGAAUCAAGUGGUGUUUAUACCGAUUUUGAAACUCAUAGAACAUCACCAAUAUUUUUGAACGUAAUAGAUGACAUGUCUCCAGAAGGGUCAACUCCAUCAACACAUUCAGAAUGUAGUCAAAAGAAUGUCAACACUAGCCAGACAUUGCCUGGAUUUCUUCCUGCUCUCGAUGAAACGUUGAAAGGAAAAUAUUCACCGAAACUCAGUGAAGACACGCCAAAGUCUGGAAGUAAAAGAAACUCAAUUAAUAGCGAGAAAGCUUCAAAAUUCAAUGAUAAACUGCCGAAGGAAGAAAAACGAUUUACUUUGAAAAAGUAUAAGAUGCCGAAACGCGAUGUGCCAAGUAAACUAAAAACUAUGUUGAACAGUAGAAAGAACGACGCUGACUCUAGCCUACAAAGUAGUCCCAAAGUGCUGAAAAAGAACGAACGACGUGAGAGUCUCUCGAAGAAAAACUCGAUCGAAGCCAAGAACGACUUUAAAACGAAAUCGUUUAAAGAUGUCAAGUCAAAAGUAGAUUGUUCUUUCUCGUUACAAAGAUCCCAGACCACAUGCAGUGUGACUAGAAUGCUGAGUUCGAAGUCGUCGACUAACGCAAAGCCAAAGAGCCGCCACAUGCGGAUGAGGAUGGAGCUGGGGUCGGCACACGGCAGCGGCAAGUCCAGUCUGCACAGCUCACAGAGCGACCUCAGCGCGUCCAGCACGCCGCUGGGCAAGGUACCCGCCAACCGGUUCCCUCUUCUGAGAAACGGCAAGAAGCGGGACAGCCUCCCUGCACCGGCCACCCCCGCGCGCGCGCCGCCCGCCCCUCCCCCCGCCGUCGCCCCCGCAAAGAAAAAUGGCGUCGUACAGAAGCUGGCAGCGUCCCCGGUGGCAGUGCGAGCGCGCGCGCCGCCCGCACCCCCCGCCUCCCCGCGCAAGACUCCCCCGCGCCGCACCCCCGCGCAAAGGCCUACUACCCUGCCUACUAAUAACAAAGAACCUGCUCGCGUGUCGCCCGCGGUCGUGGGGCGCGGCAAGCGCGUGGCGACGCCGCCCACGACCCGCGCGUCGCCCGCCCCCGCCCCCGCGCCGCCCGCCCUCGCCCCCGCGCCGCCCCGCGCGACCCCCGAGCAGGCCGCCACGCUGGCGCACGCCGCCAAGGGGGUCGAGGCUCUCGGAGUGCUCGUCCAGUAUCUGAUGUUCCGGGUGGACGCGCUAAACAGCGACCACUGGCGCGUGGAAGCGGGGCGGUGGCGCGGCGUGGCGGCGGCGGAGCGGGCGGCGGCGGCGCGAGCCGACAGGGACCGCCAGCAGCGCGCGCAGAAAGAUCUCGAUACCAUUGCGGAAUGCCUCGGCAAGAUCUCCGAGCUGGAGAUGGAGGUGUCGGCGAAGGAGGAGGCGGGCGCGCGCCUGCAGGCCGCUCAUGUUGAGGAGGUCUCCGCCUUGGCACAGGACAUUAAGGACUUAAAGGAGACAAUCGACAACCUGAAACGUGAAGUGGGCGAGAGUCGCGCCCGCCUCCACGCUCACGGCGAAAUCGAGCGCACGCUCCGAGCCCAACUCGAGGCAGCACGAGCCGAGCUGGCCGACCGCUCGCCCGACCAGUCCUGCAACAGCACCCUCGAGUCCUACAACCGCUCGCUGGACCAGUCGUGCAACACGUCGUGCGAGUGCAGCGGCUCGUACAAUGUGAAGAGUAACACGUCGGACGCGGCGUGCGACCCUGUUUGCUACGAGAUCGAGGAGUGUGAGCUGAGGCUGAAGGCCAAUGAGGAGUUGAGCAGUGACGCCAAUGAAUUGGCUGCUGAGGUCCGCUCGCUGCGAGCAGUAGUCGAGCUGAAGCAAGCAGAAAUAGCCUCCCUCCAAAGAGCUCGAAGCGAAGUGAUAACAGAGCGAGAGCUCCGUACCGCGGCAGAAAGAGACGCAAGAAACGCGAGACAAGCCGCAGAAGAGUUGAAGGAACGGGCAGCAGCGAGACAAAGGGAUGUGGAUAGACUGAGGGAUGAUAAUAGGAGGCUGAGAGAUGCCGCGGCCAGGGACAGGGACCACGCGGCCCGGCUGGCUGCCUUGAAUGAAGAGCUGCGGUAUAAGUUGAGGCAGAAGUCGCAGGUGGUAUCCCUGCUAGCAGGCGGCGGCUACAUAGAACGCUCGUCCAUGCGCGCGCGCACGGAGUCCUGCGACAGCGCGCGCUCCCCUUCCCCGCCCCCCGACAGCCCCCCCUCCCCCGCCGCGUCCCCCGCGCCCGACACCCCCCCGCUGCCCGCGGUGAAGGGGGUGGUGGAGAAGCACGACUCGGUCAGCUGGGUGUUAGAGAUUGAGGAGACGCCGGAGGAGGUUGCUACUAGACUAGCCCGCCGCUCAUCAUUCCGCACCGCCGCCCCCUCCCCGAGCGGCGUGAAGCGUCGCGGCGGCGGCUCGCCCCCCUCCCCCGCGCCCUCCUCCCCCGCGCCCACCUCCAAGCUGUUCCGACCCACCGACCUGGAGUUCAACCCGCCCCCGCUCAAGGAGUCUGCGGGGGAGGCGAUUUAUAUUUAUGAUGAUCGCCAGUAUUGAUGUUAUUAACCUAAAAGUUAGAUAUAUGCCUAUAUGGGUUAGGCCACUUGUCUAAGGUGAGGCCGGUGAGGCCCCAUUAGUGAGUUACGUCGUCGCCGCGCCGUUACUACCAUAUACAUUUGAUGACGGUGCUGUAGGAACGACGCAGCGUAACGCACCAAUAGGGCCUCACCUUAUGCUGAGGCGCAGGUAGAGCAGAGCAGAUAGUCUGUCUGUCUGUUAUGCUCUCGGAUAAACCCACGGAAUAAGUCAGCGGUGUUUGUCGCCUGCAUCCCAGCAUAAGCCUAGAAUAGUACACGGUGUUAGGAUUGAGAAGGGAGGGUUGGGCGCAGAUGUUAAGUCGAGGCAUAGACUAAUAUUGGGAUAUUCGUCUAUGGUCGAGGUUACUAGUCUCAGAAAAGUCAAGCGUGGGAUGAAAACGAUGGUGAGAAGGGCGUAUUGGGUACUUGUGAUUGAUUUGUAAGCGAUUUUGAUAAUGGUCUUUCUGAUUGAUUGGGAUUAAGCCAAUGGGUUGUCAAGUUAUUGUCCCGUUCUUGUGAUUUGAAAGGUGUUCGAUUCACGUUAAGGCUAAUAAGUAACGUAAAUGGUUAGAAUCUUGUACCUUUAAUAUGUAUUUAAAAAAAUCAAGAAGUGUAAAGAUUUUUUAAAUGUAUAAGAGCAACUACUUACCUAAUUUAUCUUGGUCUCAUACACUUGAGGAACUGCAAGAGGGCUUGUCAUUGAAUGAUGAAUGCAUGGCUGAUUUGAUUUUCUUGCCGGAUGUUACUGAUGUUGAUGAUGAUAAAUGAUAUUUGAUGGGACCUAAAAGGAAAAAAUGCGACUCAAUAAUUAUAAUAAGGGAAGAUUCUACAAACGAUAGUCAUGAUCGAUGAUAUACUAUUAUAUAUUUACCAUGAUGAUUCACUCGUAAUCUCAGUGUAUGUUUGAGAGGUUACACAUGUUUGAAUGAAUUUUUAACUUCGGAACUGAGAGUUGAUCGCGUUUCAAAAAUAAAUAAAUAGCUUAACAGUUAUAUGGAAUCCAGAUAAGCUCAAAUCUUUAUAACGAUGCUUACAAACAAUUUAAAUUUAAGUAAGUAUUAAAUACCUUUGUAUUUCCCAAAUAUAGGAUUUUUUCAAUAAAGGCUCCCUCUGAAGUCACGUAUGUGGGUAGAAUGGGGUCUGUAACAUUAUUCAGUAUUUCUAAUUCAUAGUCGAAGUGUCACGUCUUGCAUGCUCUUUAUGAUAGUAAACUAUUUACCUUCAUACAUUGGACUGGAAAUAUAUUUAUGUACCUGUGAAUUGCUCCAAUAAUAUGAAAAACUUUCAUUGAAUUUUCCUGACCUCUUCACUUUUAUAAUCUACCUACCUAUAUACUUACUUAACUUAUUUUUCCAUUCGAAAUCAGAUCUAGUCUUUUCAAAUAUACUUCAUUUAUUUUCAACUACUUGUGAAUACUAUUGGAGCAACGCCUUAAGUUAAAUUAAAAUUAAUUAUACUUAGUUAUCAAUUGGAAUAUGAUUUUUAUAUGAUUCAGACUCGAAGUUCUAUGUCAGGUUUCUACCUGUGUUAAUUAAUGUAAAUUUGUGAAUUAUGUUUUUGUAUCUAUUACCUUUAUCUUAAGUCAUAUAUAGUCUAUCGUGGUUGUUGGCACUGUAUUAUUUUUAUGUACAAAAUAAUAAUUUUAAUGUUAGAAACAUAACUUAGAUUUAAGUUUAGCAUCUUGAGUUAAGAGGAUAAGUAGGUGUUUUGAGCUGAUUUUUUGGGCUUGGUGAGUGCUUUUUCAUUGAAUAUUUCUUUGUGGAGCUUAUUGAGCUACUAACAAUAGUUUUAUAAAGCUAAAUAAUUGAAAAAUCGUCUCGAUGAAACCAAAGAGUCAGAUUUUGUUUGUAACUCUUUGCCAUUACCUUCUGGCGAGUCUUGUAGGACCGCCGUAACUCUGAGGCCUCUAGAGAGGCAUUGUUUAAGUGUAUUGUAUGUACCUACCCAUAGAUAACUUAAUGUUACACGUUGCAAUAUAUGUAAAGUCAAGUGUUAAUUUUAGUUUUACUUAUUUAUUUAUGUGUAUCUUAGUUAAAUCGUUUAAUACCAUUCCAAAUUAAAAAGUGUAAGCGAAAUAAUUGCAUGAUUACGAAAGAUAUUAAUAUAAAAUAGCAUUUUGAAAACAA
Messenger RNA from Plutella xylostella (diamondback moth), 6757 nucleotides. RefSeq names its product toucan (gene toc). Gene Ontology annotation, molecular function: microfilament motor activity; actin filament binding. The record is from RefSeq and is a predicted model, not a curated record. Gene Ontology annotation, cellular component: myosin filament; cytoplasm; myosin II complex. Lineage: Eukaryota; Metazoa; Arthropoda; Insecta; Lepidoptera; Plutellidae.